AUGAUUUGGGAUAAUAUAGAUUUUCAAGAAGAAAUGCCAACAGGUCAUGGAACAACUCAUCACACAAAUGGUAUUAUGGUGCAGAAGGAAGUUUCGCCUGUCAUUUAUCCUGAAUUACCGACUGUAAAGAAAGGCAUGCGUUCUUUAACACCUGAAAUUAUUCCUUUGCCUGAGUACCACUGUGUGAUACGCCAAGGGCCUCAGUUCGAUACAGAUGUUGAACAGAUUGGUAUCGAUGAGUGGGAGCCUUUAAUUGAAAGCGCCAAGCAAACUGAUUUCCUGUACAUACUGUCAAGGCGCAACGAUAAUCAAAUACCAGGAUGGACUGGAUUUAACGUAAGGCAACAAUUCUCGAAAGGAACAUUGGAUAAAUCUGUGAUAUAUUACCUUCCUGUCAUUGAAGCUUCGCCUACUGAGAUGAGCACAGUCAAGGAAAUAAUGACUUGGAGCUUAGCAAUGGCAGAGAGAAUUCAAGGUCAUGGUUUUCGAUCUAGCCAUUUAUGCCAAGGUACAACAAAUUCGCUGGGCAAAUGA
Paramuricea clavata is the source of this 534-nucleotide messenger RNA. NCBI's taxonomy places the organism in Eukaryota, Metazoa, Cnidaria, Anthozoa, Malacalcyonacea, Plexauridae. The record is from the annotation of a GenBank genome assembly.